Daldinia childiae is the source of this 2577-nucleotide messenger RNA. RefSeq lists its product as uncharacterized. Lineage: Eukaryota; Fungi; Ascomycota; Sordariomycetes; Xylariales; Hypoxylaceae. The transcript is spliced from 6 exons. The record is from RefSeq and is a predicted model, not a curated record. Gene Ontology annotation, molecular function: protein phosphatase activator activity. Bases 1 to 2577 code for a protein of 858 amino acids. Gene Ontology annotation, biological process: DNA damage response; protein dephosphorylation. Gene Ontology annotation, cellular component: nucleoplasm; protein phosphatase 4 complex.
AUGGCGGCACAGCCCGUGCCUCAUCCGUCGACGGAUAAGAAACGAGUAAAGGUCUACGAGUUGCGCAAUAAUGACUGGUUCGAUCGGGGUACAGGCUUUUGUACCGCUGCUCUCAACAUUUCCGAAGAUGGCCACCAAAGAGAUCCACGAGUAAUUGUCGAGUCUGAAGACCAACCGGAUCGCGUAUUGCUCGAGACAAGGAUUUGUAAGGAAGAUGGUUUCCACAAACAGCAGGAAACCUUGAUUGUCUGGACCGAACCUACCAAUGGCGUCGAUAUGGCUCUCAGCUUUCAGGAAGCUGAAGGUUGCGCCAUGAUAUGGAAGUUCAUUAAUAGUAUCCAGCAGCAAUACCAGUCUGUGAAUGCGCCAGACGAUAGCCUGUCUGAUGAUCUCGCCAUGGACGGUCUAAACCCGAUUUCCCUCCCCCCGGCUUCGAUGGCAAACCUAGCCGAAAUAGAAUCGCAAAUGCGUGGGCUUAGUGGAACGGUAAAUGGUCGCGAUGCCCUCACUAAGUACGUUCUGGCGGAAGAUUAUAUCGGCAAGCUAAUCCCCUUGGUUUCCGACGCGGAGGACCUCGAAAGCCUCAACGAUUUACAUCGCCUUUGCAAUAUUAUGAAGAUCAUUAUUCUGCUCAACGAUACUAGCAUUAUAGAGCACGCCGUAUCGGACGAAAGUGUAAUCGGCGUUGUCGGCGCGUUGGAAUAUGACCCGGAUUUCCCGAGCCACAAGGCCAAUCAUCGGCAAUGGUUGGAAGGAGAGGGCCGUUUCAAGGAGGUUGUGCAAAUCGAGGAUAUCCAAAUACUAAAGAAGAUACACCAAACGUAUCGGCUUCAGUAUUUAAAGGAUGUCGUCUUAGCGCGUAUUCUAGACGAUAACACCUUCUCAGUACUGAACUCGCUUAUCUUCUUCAAUCAGGUCGAUAUCGUACAACAUCUCCAGUCAAAUGCAGCCUUCCUCGCCGAGCUAUUCAAUAUAUUCAAGUCUCCUCAAACCGACCCUAGGCGUAAGAAGGAGGCAGUACUAUUCAUACAGCAAUGCUGCGCUAUUGCUAAAAACUUACAGCCGCCAGCCCGCCAGACUCUGUACAACAACUUUCUCGCUAAUGGUCUACUUCAAGUCAUUAACUUUGGCCUGCGACACGGCGAUGUAGCAGUGCGAGUUGGUGCGACGGAUAUCCUGGUGUCUAUGAUCGAUCACGACCCGCAGAUGAUAAGAGCUAUGAUCUACAGGCAACUUCAAGAGAAACAGCCACCUUUGACGGACUCGCUUAUCGACUUGCUCUUGGUCGAAGUUGAUUUAGGGGUUAAGUCGCAGAUAUCCGAUGCUCUAAAGGUACUGCUUGACCAAGGUCCGCCAGUACAGCAGGAGGCGUUUACGAAGGCUAAUGGCGAGUACGGAGUUCGAGCUGCAUCCAGAAUACCGCCAAGCGCAGAUCCGCAGCAGGAUAACUUUCUUAACACCUUUUACGAGAGGUCAGCGUCGAGACUAUUCCAACCCCUAAUAAACCUGGAGGGUCGAACAAGCAUGGAGUUUUCAGUUCAGCAGGCCUCUAUCUUCACAUAUCUUAUCGAGAUUCUCUGUUUCUUUAUCCGCCAGCAUCAACACCGUAGCAAAUUCUUCGUCUUGAAUAAUGAUAUCGUUUCCCGCAUCAGCCAACUUCUCAGUUGCCCGGAGAAAUUCCUAAAACUUAUUGCCAUCCGGUUCCUUCGACAGCUGAUUGGCCUGCAAGACGAAUUCUACGUAAAACAUGUGUCGGAGAAGAAGGUUAUCGGUCCAGUCCUCGACGUCCUCAUUGAAACUAUGCCAAGAGACAAUUUACUUAGUUCCGCAUGCUUGGAAUUCUUCGAAUUCGUCAGGAAAGAAAAUGUCAAGGACUUAGUCAAGCAUAUUGUUGAGAACUACCGAGACAAGGUUCAGAGGCUUACCUACUUGGAUCUCUUCAGGACCUUGAUUACGCGAUAUGACCAGACUGGGGGAUUCAGUGCUAAUAUGGACUACUUCAUAGAAGUGGACGACGAGCCGAGAAGACGGGCAAAUAUAAUUAAUCCUAAGACUGGAGCGUUAAUGGAACAUAUUGCUAUGGACCAGGCCGAGGAAGAGUAUUGGAACACGUCUGACGAUGAAGAAGAGAUGCAGGCAAAACCAGGAAAUCGAACGACAUGCACAAAUGGAGAAUCAAACGCGAAACCCCUGGUCGAUUACGCUUCGGACGAGGAGGGCGAUGAGAACUUGGAUGCCGGGGCGCUUUCGGCUGACGAGGACAGACAAGAUGAUGGGCCUAAGAAAGCAGAUGACAAUUCUGGAGAUGUUGCGCCUCCGCUGGAACGCCUGUCCGAGAAACGCCGACGCGAAGAAGAUGAGGAAGAUGACCUGAGUAAGAUGGUCCAACACAAACGUCGAAAUAGCUCGACCGCCAGUUCUAGCGCGUCAAGCGUAUCCGGAGUUCUUCGCAAGAAGAGGAGUAUCUCGGGUGCCAGAGAUGCGGGAAGCGCACCAAGGAAGAUCGCUAUCAGUCUCUCUCCGAACCUAAAGGGCGGUGGCGGGCAGGGUCAAGGUCGAUCAGACGACGAGGCAUGA